AUGCUUGUCAUCAAGUCCCUCGCUCCCCUGGCCGCCCUCCUGGGCCUUGCCAUUGCCAGCCCCGUCGAGAGGUCUGAGCCCAAGCCGCUCGAGGUCCGCCAGUCCGCCACCACCUGCGGCUCCACCUCCUACACCGCGGCCCAGGUCCGCGCCGCCGCCAACGCCGCCUGCUCCUACUACCAGGCUGGCGACACUGCCGGCAGCUCCACCUACCCUCACACCUACAACAACUACGAGGGCUUCGACUUCCCCGUCAGCGGCCCGUACCAGGAGUUCCCUAUUCGCACUAGCGGCGUUUACACUGGCGGCUCCCCCGGUGCUGACCGUGUCAUCAUCAACACUGACUGCGACUACGCCGGUGCCAUCACCCACACCGGUGCCAGCGGCAACAACUUCGUUGGCUGCUCCGGUACCUCGUAA
Molecule: messenger RNA, 420 nt
Organism: Lasiodiplodia theobromae
Lineage: Eukaryota; Fungi; Ascomycota; Dothideomycetes; Botryosphaeriales; Botryosphaeriaceae
Product: Ribonuclease f1
Exons: 4
Coding region: 1-420 (139 amino acids)
Molecular function (GO): RNA nuclease activity; RNA binding
Source: RefSeq, a predicted model, not a curated record